GGCUCCACGAAGAAACUCCCGGCGGAUUCGGAUCGAAACUUGAGCUGAAACCGAAGAGACUCUUGUCCGCUGUCGGCUGCUUCAUUUUGGGGUUUUCUUGUCGCUCCAAACCCGAUUUUUGACUCUUUUAUCGCCAGAAGAAAACACAAGUAGUUCCGCCAUUCCGCCGCGCGCGCGGGCCGCCGCUGCGUUGAGUCUCCACGGUUCUCAUGGUGUGUAGAAGAGCCGCGUCAGCGUCAGACUCUCAGACUGACAGGAUCGUCGAUCAGAGACAAACAUGGCAGAAGUAGCUCCAGCUCCCGCCGCCGCUCCGGCCAAAGCCGCCAAGAAGAAGACCGCCAAGCCGAAGAAGGCCGGUCCCAGCGUCCAGGAGCUGAUCGUCAAGACGGUGACCGCUUCCAAGGAGCGCAGCGGCGUGUCUGCCGCCGCCCUCAAGAAGGCUCUGGCGGCCGGAGGCUACGAUGUGGACAAGAACAAAGUCCGCGUCAAGACCGCCAUCAAGAGCCUGCUGACCAAGGGGACUCUGGUCCACACCAAGGGCACCGGCGCUGCCGGCUCCUUCAAGAUGAGCAAGACGAGCGAAAGCAAGAAGCCCCAGAAGGCUGCAGCCAAGAAAGCCGCUCCGAAAGCCAAGAAGCCCGCCGCCAAGAAGCCCGCAGCGGCCAAGAAGUCUCCCAAGAAGGUCAAGAAGCCCGCAGCAGCAGCGGCCAAGAAAGCCACCAAGAGCCCCAAAAAGAGCCCCAAGAAGGCGGUGAAGAAAGCCCCCGCAGCCAAGAAAGCCGCUCCGAAAGCCAAGAAGCCCGCAGCAGCGGCCAAGAAAGCCACCAAGAGCCCCAAGAAGACGGCGAAGAAAGCCCCCGCAGCCAAGAAAGCCCCCGCUAAGAACUGCUUUGAAGUGAACCACUGUUCGGUUAGCCGCGCUACAAAAAAGUCGUUUACACGGUUUACGGCGGAGCACGGGGAUCGAUGGGAGAAAUUUCUGUUGCCAUGUUAAAACGUCUGAUCUGCUCUGAAAAAUCCUAUAACAAAACUAUGUAUACUAUCAGUGCAUAUUUGUAGUAAUAAUAAGUUAUUUAAUUAUGACAUGUCAUAAUGAAGAAAUAUUUAGUUGUUAAUCAUGAAGUUGGAUAAUUCAUUAGAAAAUACAUCCUCCUUCUACAGGUCACUCUUUUUUACCUCAAUAACAAUUGUGUACUUUU
Oryzias melastigma (Indian medaka) is the source of this 1199-nucleotide messenger RNA. RefSeq names its product histone H1-like. Gene Ontology annotation, molecular function: DNA binding; structural constituent of chromatin. Gene Ontology annotation, cellular component: nucleosome. Gene Ontology annotation, biological process: nucleosome assembly. Bases 278 to 994 code for a protein of 238 amino acids. Lineage: Eukaryota; Metazoa; Chordata; Actinopteri; Beloniformes; Adrianichthyidae. The transcript has a single exon. The record is from RefSeq and is a predicted model, not a curated record.